This is a messenger RNA of Aspergillus nomiae NRRL 13137, 1526 nucleotides long. Its product is annotated as retrograde cargo receptor ERV46. Lineage: Eukaryota; Fungi; Ascomycota; Eurotiomycetes; Eurotiales; Aspergillaceae. The coding region runs from base 216 to 1526 and encodes 436 amino acids. Gene Ontology annotation, cellular component: Golgi membrane; COPII-coated ER to Golgi transport vesicle; endoplasmic reticulum. Gene Ontology annotation, biological process: retrograde vesicle-mediated transport, Golgi to endoplasmic reticulum; endoplasmic reticulum to Golgi vesicle-mediated transport. The record is from RefSeq and is a predicted model, not a curated record. The transcript has 4 exons.
CAUGCAAUCUAUCAUCAGGACAGCUUUGCCAAAAGUCAGGAACCGCAAGGGUAAGUCCAAGACUCUCUGCUUGUUACUGGCGGUCUCCUCGACCUUAGAACUCAACCAAUUCGUUGUUCUCCCGAGCGCUUACCUUUCCUUCAAUUGAUUUGAAGGAACUCACAUUCCUUACGGCUAUUGUAGCCUUUCCGUAUGGUCGCUGAGCGAUCGAAAAAAUGGCUGCGAAAUCGCGAUUCACGAGGCUCGAUGCUUUCGCCAAGACGGUUGAGGAUGCUCGCAUUCGCACCACCUCCGGCGGGAUCAUCACCAUAGGCUCGCUACUGGUUAUUCUAUGGCUUGUGUGGGGAGAAUGGGUGGACUACAGGCGGGUGGUGGUGCUCCCUGAGUUGGUAGUCGAUAAGUCGAGAGGAGAGAAAAUGGAGAUCCAUUUAAACAUGACCUUUCCCCGGCUCCCGUGCGAGCUUCUUACUCUCGAUGUAAUGGAUGUGUCUGGUGAGCAACAGACCGGCGUGGCACAUGGAAUCAACAAGGUACGCCUGAGUUCUCCUGCAGAGGGUGGCCACGUCCUUGAUGUCAAGGCCCUGGAACUUCACUCGGAGCAAGAAGCGGCGAAGCAUCUCGACCCUAACUACUGCGGCGACUGCGGCGGAGUCCCACAGCCUAACGGCGAGAAGCGAUGCUGUAACACCUGUGAGGAGGUGCGAGAGGCUUAUGCACAACAACAAUGGGCUUUCGGAAAGGGCGAAAACAUUGAACAAUGUGAACGUGAGGGCUAUGCGCAACGUCUGGACGCCCAACGCCGAGAGGGUUGCCGUCUUGAAGGUGUCCUCCGCGUGAACAAGGUGAUCGGAAACUUCCAUAUCGCACCGGGCCGGAGUUUCACGAGUGGAAAUGUCCAUGUGCACGACCUUGAGAACUACUCCGAGCGUGACCUUCCCGACGCCGAGAAACACACCAUGACCCAUAUCAUCCAUCAGCUUCGGUUUGGUCCCCAGUUGCCAGAUGAGCUGUCGGAACGCUGGCAGUGGACCGACCAUCACCACACCAACCCGCUCGACAACACCCAGCAGGAGACUAACGAUCCUGCAUAUAAUUUUAUGUACUUUGUCAAGGUCGUUUCCACUUCUUAUUUGCCGCUGGGUUGGGAUCCAUUGUUCUCCUCGGCCGUCCACAGCGCCUACGAGGAUACUCCACUGGGUACCCAUGGUAUUGCAUAUGGCUCCCAGAGCAGCAUCGAAACACACCAGUACUCGGUGACCUCCCACAAGCGGUCUCUGAUGGGCGGCGACGCUGGCGACGAGGGUCACAAGGAGCGUUUGCAUGCUGCAAGUGGCAUCCCUGGUGUUUUCUUCAACUACGAUAUCUCCCCCAUGAAGGUUAUUAACAAGGAGGCACGGCCCAAGACUUUCACUGGGUUCUUAACCGGUGUUUGCGCCAUUAUCGGCGGUACGCUUACUGUCGCGGCUGCCCUGGACCGUGGUCUUUACGAGGGUGCUUUGAGAGUUAAGAAGAUUCAUUCGAAUUAG